Penicillium verhagenii is the source of this 516-nucleotide messenger RNA. RefSeq names its product copper transporter family protein. Gene Ontology annotation, biological process: copper ion transmembrane transport. Gene Ontology annotation, cellular component: membrane. Lineage: Eukaryota; Fungi; Ascomycota; Eurotiomycetes; Eurotiales; Aspergillaceae. Bases 1 to 516 code for a protein of 171 amino acids. The transcript has 2 exons. Gene Ontology annotation, molecular function: copper ion transmembrane transporter activity. The record is from RefSeq and is a predicted model, not a curated record.
AUGGAUAUGACAUCAAGUGACAAUGACAGCAUGCAGUGCAAAGUUUCCAUGAUGUUCAACUUCUACACAAUCAACGCGUGUUUCCUGUCCACAGGUUGGAAGAUCGAGAAUGACGGAACAUUCGCUGCCACCUGCAUCGGGGUCGUUUUGCUCGUGGUUCUGGUGGACUUCUGUCGACGCGUCGGACGCGAAUACGACAACUUCUUAACCCGUCAGUUCCAGCGCCAAGCUCUGAACGGAAGCUUUGCCAAGACUUCCACUCGCCACGACUCCGCCAUCACAUAUCGGGUGACACCAUUACAGCAGUUGACUCGAGCUAUCAUUCAUGCAGUGACAUUUGCCGGAGCAUACAUGAUCAUGCUCUUGGCAAUGUACUUCAACGUGUAUCUCAUCAUCUGCAUUUUUAUUGGGGCCGGACUGGGCAAGUUCCUAUGUGAUUGGAUGGUAGUCACCAUUGGCGUUGAUAACCUUCAAGAAGCACCGCUGAUCGGUGGGACAGCCACGUGUUGUGAUUGA